Molecule: messenger RNA, 2498 nt
Organism: Gadus macrocephalus (Pacific cod)
Lineage: Eukaryota; Metazoa; Chordata; Actinopteri; Gadiformes; Gadidae
Gene: acot19
Product: acyl-CoA thioesterase 19
Exons: 10
Coding region: 37-1344 (435 amino acids)
Biological process (GO): fatty acid metabolic process; acyl-CoA metabolic process
Molecular function (GO): fatty acyl-CoA hydrolase activity
Source: RefSeq, a predicted model, not a curated record
CGCCCAUACUUGUGUUUCAUUAGUCGUUCAUGGAGAAUGGCCUUGCAGGGACCUAUGCUGUGGCUCUCGGUUCACCCGUGUCGAGGGCUCGUGGACGAGAAGAUCAAGGUCCUGGUCCACCACGCGGCUCCGGUUCAACGGCUCACGGUGCACACGCUCUUCCGCUCGGAGGACGGGGAUGACUGGGAGGCGUUCGGUCACUAUGUCAGCGACUCCGCCGGGGCGGUGGACGUGAGUGAAGAUGUGUGUCUGGGCGGGACCUAUAGUGGUCACGAGCCCAUGGGCCUGCUGUGGAGCCUCCGGCCGGUUCCAGGGAGCAGACCCAGCCUCAGGUUCAGGAAGAAGGACACUGGGACGCCCAUGCUGGUGACCAUCUCCCUGCACCAGGGCUUCCUGAGCGACUCCUUCACAGAGAGGCUGCCUCUAGCUAGCAGGGUGGUGGAGCGCUGGUACAUGGCCCCCGGGGUCCGCAGGGUGGAGCUCACAGAGGGUGGGGUCACCGGAACCCUCUUCUUGCCUCCAGGUCCGGGGCAGUUUCCUGCGGUGCUGGACCUGCCAGGCGGUGGCAGGAGUCUGCCGGAGGCCCGUGCAGUGCUGCUGGCGUCACAUGGCUUCGUGACCCUCGCCCUCAACUACCUGAACCCCAGGAGGACAGCAGGGGGUGAAUACCAUGUGGGCAACGACUACUUCCAGACAGCGUUCUCUGUCCUUCAGACCCACCCCCAGGUGAUCAGGGAGCGUAUCGCUAUCGUGGGCCUGUCCUUUGGUGCCUCCAUGGCUCUGGGUCUCUCUGUUUAUUCCCCCACAAUAAAGCCCAGUUGCUUGGUGUCUAUCAGUGGGAGCCAUGUCCAGCCAGCAGGGGGGUCCCUUGGGGAUAUUUUUGCUGAGUUCAAAAAGAAUGAAAAGAACACCCGCUACGACGAAGAGAAAAGAGUGAUCUGGCACGACCUGCUGCUGCCCAUUCCCAGCAACCCCAGCAAGAAGGUGGAUGUGGGACAGCUCUGCUGCCCCCUGCUGCUCAUAGUGGGGAAGGACGACCAGAACUGGCCUGCUGAGGAAUCUGCGAGUGACAUGAAGGAGAUGAUGGAAAUGUCAGGUAACGGUCACCUGCUCACUGUUCUGUCCUACCCUGACACUGGUCACCUAAUCGAACCACCCUACAGCCCCCACUGCCGUUCCAGCAACUUCAUUAAUGCAGAGUCCAGAGAGAAAUUUGUAGUUCUGUGGGGUGGAGAGGUGACAGCACACUGCCACGCCCAGGAAGAUUCCUGGUGGAAGAUUCUGGACUUCCUUAAGAAACACCUGUACUAUGGCCCGCAGUCUGACAUCACUUCCUGUACCUGAUCUAAUUUGGGACCAGUAUACAUGCCCAUUAGUUUUACAAUUACAGAUGUAAACAAAAUCUUAUUUCAUGCUGCAGUUUGAUUCCUGAUCUUGUGACAGUUAUGCUUUUGUAGCAUUCAAGCUUUAUAUUAAUUAAUGUAAUUGUUUAAGCUAGGGUCUGCAAAACCAGCGUAUGCUUGUUAUUUAAAGCAUCCAAAUGGAAUACCUCGUAAUUUUCCAUCAUCCAUCAUGACUAACAAUCUAUAAUAAUUUACAUCUGAACAACAAAAAGGCAAGUAUCAAAUGUGGUAGAAAAACAUUUAAAUAUAAAUGGAGGUAUAAACUGAGCCUAUAAAAUACCGAACUUGCAGUUGUUCUUUUUUCCUCGAAUCCCUGUCAAGAGUUGGACUAGGUGGACACGGUUCAUUCCUCGGACAACAGCAAAUAAACCCAAUCGAAGAAGUUUGUUUAUGUCGCACAACUUUAAUAGAAUAUCUUAACUCAUUUUGUACAAAUUGAAAAGAAAUAUUGCGCAAGUAACAAAUUGCGAAGAACCAGAUAAGGCCAUUGCUAGUACACGGCCCGCAGGGAGCCGGAGAUCGUCCAGAUCUACAAGCUUUUUAUUCUGAUUCUGUUUUAGCGGAGAACGCAGCAUCACACCAUCAUAUCAUUAUGGCCCUGCAUCCACAAUACCAAGAGAAACACCAGGGUGCAGAACUAAACUCAUUGGCAACCUCUUACAAUGCAUCCCUAGACAGUCCGUUGAAUCUUAAACUAAAAAGGAAAAUAUGAUUUUGUUAACAAAAUGUCAAAUAGUGAAGUACAUUUAUAUGGUCAGUAAAAAUAAUUGGCAGAACAAUUGGUACAAAUCAUGUUAAGGUGUUUUUUGGCUUCUUGUUAACCUUAAUAAUUGUAUUUUGGGAGGGGGGGGAACACUACAGGGUUCAAAAGCAUCAGUCCCAACUUGGCAGUCUGUUGUUCUUGUUGUAUAUACCUUCCAUUAAAACAAACGGAAGAGGCUAUGGUUCAGGGCGGUACGAAAUGGGGAUCAAAGUCAAGUGUUAGUCAAGACCACCUAUCGCAACAAAUUAUUUUGACAUGUUGUCCCAGAUAAGAGUGCCAAGAUAGCGUCCCUACAACAGACAGCUCGUGGGUCCAAGAACACUAGUUGGAAA